AUGCAAUCAUCGACCCAUUCCAAGUCUGUAGUAGGACGUUCACUCGUGCCUCUACCAUCAAGUCAUGAUGAUGAAGCAAGUGCAUCUUCUUCGUACUUUAUUGAAGGUCCCUGGGAACAACGAAAUCGUCGAUUUCAAAAUAUUUUACUUCAUGUGUGCAGUUUUAUUCUUAUUCUUGAAUUUGCAGAACGUGUGAGUUACUAUGGCAUUAAUCAAGCAUUAAAGAAUUUUAUGGGGAAACUUGGAUGGUCACAGGUUGGUUCCAAUUCACUCAAGAGUACAUGGACAUCAAUUUGUUAUUUAUCGCCAUUAUUAGGUGGAUAUGUCGCGGAUGAAAAAUGGGGACGUUUUCGCACGCUCUGGGUCUUUGGUAUCUGGUAUACAUUGGGUGCAUUUCUACUCACAGUCUCAGCUCAUCCUAAAUUCAUGGACAUGGAGAAUGGAAAUCACUUGACAGCUAAUUUAUUGUGUCAUGUUGGUCUUUUUGCUGGUGUAGCAGUCGGAACAGGUGCAAUUAAAGCCAAUGUCAUUACAUUUGGUGCUGAUCAGUUUGAUCCCAAUGAUCCCAAUGAAGUGACACAGAAGGAACAUUUCUUUAGCUAUUUUUACAUUGUGAUUAAUCUUGGUGCGAUUUUCUCCUAUGGAUACCUUUCGGUCCUGUGUGUUGACGGAUCGGAAACCAUUAGUCAGGAAUAUGGCUACUUUGCAUGCUUUUUAAUCUGUGGAUCAGUUAUGGUCUUUGCCUACAUUUUAUUUGUCUUUGGAUCACCAAGAUAUGUGCAUUUUGUACCACAGGAUAGUGCACUGACAAAGCUAUGUACGAUUGUAAAGGGAAAUUGUGCAUUUAGCUAUGAGGCACGGAUGCUAUACUAUGGACUGAUUGCAUUUGGCACAGCAUUUCCACUGAAUCUACUGGCGUCCUUCUUGUCGGACUGGUUGUCCGUGGGACAGUAUUUGUCCUAUAUUGUUGUCGUCUGCUGUAUAUUUGGCAUGUACGCAUGGAUUCGGUACGGCAUGAACACAGCAUACAUGGACAAGUCCAAGGCAUCCAAUGGAGGCAAAUUUAACGACGAAACUGUGGACGAAAUUAAAAAGGUGAUUCGAGUGCUGCCUUUUGCAUCGUUCAUGAUUAUGUGGGAGUGUGCGUACGACCAGCUGGAUGCCAAUUUCCAGUCCAUUGCUCAGCAGUGCGACCUCCGGAUUAUUGCCUACAAUAACAGCGACUACAAUGCCGCACAAGUCCCCGGUGCUAGCUUAGGUAUUUUUGAUCCGCUUACGAUUAUCUUGCUGAUCCCCGUGCUGGAUGGCUUUGUGUAUCCGUUGUGGGGGAAAGUUUUCGGGCGACCUCCAAGUGCUUUUGGAAAAGUGCUAACGGGUCUUAUUGUUGCAACGCUGACAAUGGUUUGGUCUGGAUUUUUUGAGGUUAUUCGGCGAAACAGUGGCGUGAUCACUUACGUGGACGCAGAUGGCGUGCUUCAGGAUAUCCCGAACAAUGGUUCUGGCGAACCAAUGAACCAUACGUACUGGGUAUAUGCAGUUCCGAUGUAUGUGUUCAUUGCUGUGGCCGAAUGCCUGAUUAAUGUGACGGCCUACGAGCUGUUUUACACAGAGGUACCUGUGUAUCUUAAGAGCACAUGUCAGGCGAUCAAUCUGUUCAUGGUCGCCAUGGGGAGUAAUCUGACGUCAACAUUCACGCUGCUGUUUGAGCGCUACAUCACGAACGACCUCAACGACGGCAACUUUGAGUACAUGUACUGGACGCUCGGUGCACUUAGUGCACUUAACAUUAUCGGUUAUGUGACGGUCAUGCAGUGGAUGGAGUUUGGAAUGGUACGCUUUGACGCCGAUGAUGAACUGCUCGAUGGAACUGUGUUUGACAGCCAUGGGGUGGACAUUACAAGUGUCCAGCGGCACUCAUCAUUCGAGAGUAUAUCCUUGUCCCGAGGGUAG
Peronospora belbahrii is the source of this 1950-nucleotide messenger RNA. Lineage: Eukaryota; Oomycota; Peronosporomycetes; Peronosporales; Peronosporaceae. The record is from the annotation of a GenBank genome assembly.